AGUAGUGAUGCCAAUCACUGAAACGAAAUUCGGUAAGCUAGGUUAGAUUUUGACAAGUUGCACCUCAAAAAGUUCAUAAAUGGCGCCAAAUAAAGGAAUUGUAAGUGAAGAGUGAUUUUGGCAAUAAAGAACAAGUGGAUGAACUUUUUAUCUUGUGAUGUAUAAUGUAUAUUUGAUUCCCUAAUAAUUAAACGUAAAGAAUUCUCUAAUAAUAUAACGUAAGAAUUUCAAUUACAUCUACGAAAAUUCAGUGUUUGUGUGAAAUAUGACGUCUCCCAGAAAUUUGAGAAGAUCUACGCGAAUAAAAGCUAUCGUGAAAUACACGGAAGAUAGCUUCGAAGAAAACCACGACAAUUCUCCACCGAUUGAUACAGUGGAGACUGAAGUAGAAAAGCAGCUUGAAGAUAUCAAAGAAAAUGUACAAAAACCACUUGAAUUAUUUUCUGAAAAGGAUAUAAGUGGACGAAAAUUAUAUACAUUUCAAACACCAACUAAAAAGAAUAGUAUGAUGCUUAAAGCUAAUCAAUGUCGUACAUCUAAGACUCCAAAAAAUACUAAAACACUCCCAACUUUAAAAAUUGUUCUUGAAAAGAUUAGUGUAGCAAGUUUAAAAAAUAAAAAUUUGGAAUCUGGCACUGAGAAUAUUAAGAUGAAAAUAAUCUCUAGAAAGCGACGUUCGUCUAGUGUAAGUUCAACUAGUGAAAGUGUAUCAGAGGAUAGCGAAUAUAUACCCACAGAUUUAGAAAUUAGUUCCGAAUCUGAUGAGAAGUCUAAUGAAAGCAAAGAUAAUGAAAAUUCUGAUGAAAGUGAAGAAGAAAAUAAUAUUAGAAGAAGAGGCAAACAAAGUAUACUACAGAAAUCUUUACCAAAACGUGAAGUACAAAGUACACCUAGAAGGACAAAAAGAGAAUGUAAAUCUAUUGUCUACAAAGAAUAUCAUAUAAAGACUGAUGAAUAUUUUGAAUCACAAUCACAAAAAACAAUUACAUCUGAUCAUACAUUAGACAGGCUUCGAAAUGUUCGCCUUACUGAAGAAAAAUUGGAUGAAUUAUUACAAACCCAAAGUUAUAUUUCUACAAUACACAAGAAACGUAUUUAUUCAUUAACAGAACAUUAUAAGUCAUUUUUUUCUAUGUGGCAAUUUAUAAUGGAAGAAGGCUACAGUCUAUUAAUUCAUGGUCUAGGAUCAAAAAGAAAUUUAAUUAAUGAUUUUCAUAAUGAAAUUAUAGUCGAUCAUCCAACAUUGAUUAUAAAUGGAUUUUUUCCCAGUUUGUCGAUAAAGGAUAUACUCGAUAACAUAAUAGUGAAUUUACUAGGUUUAGAUUGUCCAACAAAUUCUAGUGACUGUCUAAAACUUAUUGAAAAGAUUUUAAAAAGUAAUCCAGAUGAUCGACUCUAUUUAAUAAUUCAUAAUAUAGAUGGAAUAAUGCUACGUUCGAGUAAAGCUCAAAACAUUCUUGCUGGUCUAGCAACCAUUUCCAAUGUUCGAAUAAUAGCGUCUGUCGAUCAUAUCAAUGCACCGUUACUUUGGGAUCAUAUUAAACGAGCAAAAUUUAAUUUCUAUUGGUGGGAUGCGACGACAUUUUUGCCAUAUCAAGCUGAAACUGCAUUUGAAAGUUCGCUAUUAGUUCAACAAAGCGGUGGACUCGCUUUAUCUUCCCUUCAAAAUGUCUUCCUCUCCCUUACCUCGAACGCUCGAGCGAUUUAUUUAAUUCUCGUUAAAUAUCAAUUGAACAAUAGUAGCAGUAAUUUCACAGGAAUGCUGUUCAAGGAUCUAUAUCGAGCAGCGCGCGAACAGUUUCUGGUCAGUUCUGAUUUAGCAUUAAGAGCACAGUUAACUGAGUUUGUAGAUCAUAAAUUAGUACGAACUAAACGUGCAUUUGAUGGCGCUGAAUAUCUUAUUGUACCUCUAGAUAAGGGUCUCCUUAAACAAUUUGUGGAGCAACACGGAUCAUAAUUUAUUUGAUGAAUUUAUAAACUUGUGAAAUUCAGAUUUAAAUAUAUUUUAAUGUGA
Molecule: messenger RNA, 2014 nt
Organism: Camponotus floridanus (Florida carpenter ant)
Lineage: Eukaryota; Metazoa; Arthropoda; Insecta; Hymenoptera; Formicidae
Gene: Orc2
Product: origin recognition complex subunit 2
Exons: 9
Coding region: 266-1957 (563 amino acids)
Biological process (GO): DNA replication
Cellular component (GO): nuclear origin of replication recognition complex; nucleus
Molecular function (GO): DNA replication origin binding
Source: RefSeq, a predicted model, not a curated record